Molecule: messenger RNA, 501 nt
Organism: Python bivittatus (Burmese python)
Lineage: Eukaryota; Metazoa; Chordata; Lepidosauria; Squamata; Pythonidae
Product: ly6/PLAUR domain-containing protein 2-like
Cellular component (GO): plasma membrane
Source: RefSeq, a predicted model, not a curated record
AUGGAGGGAUUCGGGAAAGACAUGAAGACCCUUCUUCCAGUUCUAUUGCUGACCAUCAUCUUGCACAUCAAGAAUGCUUCUUCGCUGGAAUGUUACUUCUGCAAUGACACAAGAUACCUUGGGUGUCCAAAGAUUAUUAAUUGUUCUAAAGAUGAGCAUUUCUGUACAAAAUUUACAGUCCAAUCUCUGCAAUGUUUCUCAUGCCAGGAGCCCACAACACCUGAGAAAUGCAUGACAGUGACCAACUGCACGCAAAAUCACACCAUGUGUAAAACAACAAUGCAUUCCCGUGAAGAAGUCUACCCUUUUGUGGGAGAAGCAACCGUCACGCGGUCUUGUUCUCUGAACUGCAACCUCUCCGAGGUGGAUGAAAUUGGCUCCACACGUCCAGUGACCUGUUGCAACACCAACCUCUGCAACCAUGAUGGGGCCUCUUGGCUAGAGACCAGCUACACCACGCUGGGGGGAAUGGUGGCUUCUUUCUUCCUCUUCCUCCAUUGA